AUGAAUUGUGCAAGCUUCGUUGCUGGUCGAAAUGAAAAACAAUCAAAUUCGCUAUUACCAUUCAGUAAUUUCAGACAUUUAAAGCGGGCAAUAAGUGAUGAUGAUGAUAAUACUCAAUUAAUUCAACAAUUCCAAUUGGAUCGUAGUGAUGACGAGGAUUAUUUGGAUGAAAAACAACAUCGAUUGUUGAAAUUAUUAACACUUAACAAAAAACAAAUGCAGAGAAAAUUUGAAGAAGAUUAUGAUUAUUUAGAUAAUGUUGAUACCAUAAAUAAACAACUAUUCUUUUCUCAACCUGACAGACGACUGGUUCGAAAUCGAAAACCAGAAUAUCAAUAUGGACGAAAAUCGCAUUGGGAUACGUUUUUUGGUUGA
Didymodactylos carnosus is the source of this 375-nucleotide messenger RNA. Lineage: Eukaryota; Metazoa; Rotifera; Eurotatoria; Philodinida; Philodinidae. The record is from the annotation of a GenBank genome assembly.